CACAUGGCCUUUAUUUCACUACACUGAAGCAUGACAUAAGAUUGUGUUUGUAUGUUUACUUAUGAUUUUUAUAGCUCACACCAGCAGGACGACCGCCGUGUUCUCAGUAGUGCCGGCACGUUCGAUAAGGUCGUAUCUCUUUUGCGAUAUAAACCAAAUCGAUAUCAAGAUCCGGGAGUUAUUUUAGUACCUUUGGCUUCAUCGUGACGUUCCGAGACGUAUAAAAGAGAUGCCUCGAAUUGCAAUCUUCGAGUAAUUCUGGAACACCUUUGCUGAGAAGAAUAGUGUCGACAAGAGUUAUUUGGAAUUGCGUCGCAAAAGUAGACUUGUGUGUGUGUGUUGAGAUAUUAUAGAAAUAGACGCACAAAAUGUUGGUGGAAUUGUUGCUUCUCGUCGCGGCGGCGCUUUUCACCAAGUUCAUCAUCGACAAGGGAUAUAAGAAUGAAAACUACUUCAAGGAAAGAGGAGUGAAAUACUCGGAACCGUAUUACUUUGUUGGAAAUUCGGGAAAUAUUUUUACACGCCAAAAAUCCAUACUCAAAUGGUUAUGUGACGCAUAUUCUUCAUUUCCAAAUGAGAGAGUCUGUGGAACGUUUGAGUUCAGAUCGCCAUUGUUAGUGAUAAGAGACCCGGAACUUAUAAAGUGUCUUAUGAUCAAGGAGUUCGAUCACUUCGUGAACCGCCGUAACAUUUUUGUCGACGAAAAUGAUCCUGCAAUUUGCAAAUCAUUAUUUCUACUCAGAGGAAAUGAUUGGCGUGACAUGAGAGCCACUCUGAGUCCAGCAUUCACUGGAAGCAAGAUGCGAUUGAUGUUCGAACUCAUUUCUGAGUGUUCGAAUCAAAUGGUUGCGUUUGUCAACAAGGAGACGAAGGAAAAGGGAAUUCAGACGUACGAAAUGAAGGACUUUUGCUCUCGAAUGUCAAACGACAUUAUUGCAACGUGUGCUUUUGGCAUUCAAGUCAAUUCGCUGAAAGAGCAGAAGAACGAAUUCUACUUGAACGGGAAGAAUUUGACGAAUCUUGCUCAACUAUCUCGUAUAGCAAAACUUGUCUUUAUGAUGUCUUUCCCUAAAAUAUGCAACGCCUUGAAGGUGAGAGCAUUUCCACAGCGUCUAAUAUCGUACUUCAGAAGUGCAAUUUUGGAUGCAAUGCAAUAUCGUGAGAAGAACAACGUAAUUCGUCCUGACAUGAUUCAUUUGCUGAUGGAAGCCAAGAAAGGAAGAUUAACGCAUCAGACUUCGGAUAAAGAAAUUGAUUCUGCCGGAUUCGCAACUGUCGAAGAGUCUCAAAUAGGAAAGCAAGAAGGAAAGAAAGAUCUUUCAGAUGAUGAUAUUUUGGCGCAAUGUUUAAUAUUUUUCUUUGCUGGAUUCGAAACAGUUUCAACUGCGCUUUCGUUUCUGUGCUAUGAAAUGGCUGUAAAUCCGGAAAUCCAAGAGAGACUCUUUGACGAAGUUUUAGAGACAAAUGAACUCCUUGGCCAGAAAGCUAUAAAUUAUGAUACUCUGCAGAAGAUGAAGUAUCUUGACAUGGUGGUUUCUGAGAGUUUGCGAAAAUGGACUCCGCUUCCCUUCCUUGAUAGAGUUUGCACGAAAGAAUACGUUCUGGAUUGCGGAGAAGGCUUGAAAUAUUCAUUUAAAAAAGGAGACGUUUUCGUUAUAUUUACCGGAGCUUUGCAUUAUGAUCCUCAAUAUUUUCCAGAUCCAGAAAAAUUCGAUCCCGAACGUUUUAGCGAUGAGAACAAGGAUAAAAUUAUUCCGGGAACUUACUUACCAUUCGGAAUUGGACCCAGAAAUUGCGUUGGAUCUCGCUUCGCUUUGAUGGAAGUCAAAGCAUUUCUUUUCUACUUAAUCCUGAACUUCAAGAUUGAGCCCAACGAGAAGACGCAAAUUCCGCUGAAACUCACCACAAACUCUGCGAUGGCAUCUGAAAAGGGAAUCUGGGUCCAACUUACGCCGAGAUCCAAAGAAUAAUUCGUUAUAUUUAUCAAUGAUAAUUAAAACUAAAGCUUUUCUCCAAAUAUAUUGCCAUGAAUGCCAAUACAGUAUAACAA
Molecule: messenger RNA, 2050 nt
Organism: Phlebotomus argentipes
Lineage: Eukaryota; Metazoa; Arthropoda; Insecta; Diptera; Psychodidae
Product: probable cytochrome P450 9f2
Exons: 3
Coding region: 369-1970 (533 amino acids)
Molecular function (GO): oxidoreductase activity, acting on paired donors, with incorporation or reduction of molecular oxygen; monooxygenase activity; iron ion binding
Source: RefSeq, a predicted model, not a curated record